CUCAGCCUGUGUGGCCCCAGCUGCCCUGCCCCUCCUGCCGCAGUUCCCACCCUCUCUGUGGCCACGUUGAUGGCCCUUAUCUCUUUGCCCACCUGGCUCUGUGCAGCACUCCACUGCCGUGGCCAGGAUGGGCUUGUGCGUUCAGUGUCCUGGUUAGUGCAGCAAUAGCAGAUCCUACUGUCGUUUCCUUCUGGUCUCUGCUUCUCUAGGUCUGUGAGGAGAGCAGAAGGAAGAAAACAGCCCGAAGAUGAGAGUGAUUCGCGUGGGUACGCGCAAGAGCCAGCUGGCGCGCAUACAGACGGACAGCGUGGUGGCAAUGCUGAAAACCUUAAACCCAGGCCUGCAGUUUGAAAUCAUUGCUAUGUCCACCACAGGGGACAAGAUUCUUGAUACUGCACUCUCUAAGAUUGGAGAGAAGAGCCUGUUUACCAAGGAAUUGGAGCACGCGUUAGAGAAGAAUGAUAGAGGCGGGAUGGAUGGAGCAGAGAUGGAAGCUGCUGCCUGGACCCUUCUCCUGCCCCCAUCCCAUCUCUCUAGAGUGGACCUGGUCGUUCACUCCCUGAAGGACCUGCCCACUGUGCUUCCUCCAGGCUUCACCAUUGGAGCCGUCUGCAAGCGAGAGAACCCCUAUGAUGCUGUUGUCUUUCACCCAAAAUUUGUUGGGAAGACCCUAGAGACCUUGCCAGAGAAGAGUGUGGUGGGAACCAGCUCCCUGCGAAGAGCCGCCCAGCUGCAGAGAAAGUUCCCACAUCUGCAGUUCAAGAGCAUCCGGGGAAACCUCAACACUCGGCUUCAGAAGCUGGACGAGCUGCAGGAGUUCAGUGCCAUCAUCUUGGCUGCAGCGGGCCUGCAGCGCAUGGGCUGGCAGAACCGCGUGGGGCAGAUCCUGCACCCCGAGGAAUGCAUGUACGCUGUGGGUCAGGGAGCCCUGGGCGUGGAAGUGCGAGCCAAGGACCAGGACAUCUUGGACCUGGUGGGCAUGUUGCACCAUCCUGAGACCCUGCUUUGCUGCAUUGCCGAACGAGCCUUCCUGAAGCACCUGGAAGGAGGCUGCAGCGUACCUGUAGCAGUGCACACAGCUAUUCAGGAUGGACAGCUGUACCUGACUGGAGGAGUCUGGAGUCUGGACGGCUCAGAGAGCAUGCAAGAGACCAUGCAGGCCACCAUCCACGUCCCUGCCCAGCAUGAAGAUGGCCCUGAAGAUGACCCACAGUUGGUGGGCAUCACUGCCCAGAACAUUCCACGAGCAGCCCAGCUGGCUGCUGAGAACCUGGGCACCAGCCUGGCCAACUUGUUGCUGAACAAAGGAGCCAAGAACAUCUUGGACGUCGCACGGCAGCUUAAUGAUGCCCACUGACUGGUCUGUGGUGGGCUGCUGCUGCCCAGGCUGGCACCCUAGGCCUCAGGGGCCUGAACUGCAGAGUCAGACUUCCAGGGACGGCCUUGCCUGCUCAGUAGGUGGGGCGUCUUCUCUUUAGAGCCCAAGCCUUUGAAAUGUAAUCGAGUCUGCUAAUAAACCAGCUCUGAAGGUGCCUUUGUUUUGGUGGGCUUGCAGGGAAGAGGACAAAUGAAACCCUUUACUCCUUCAGAGGCUGGGAACGGCCCAGAGCGCUUCUGGAACCUCCUUGUUUCUGCCUCCAUCGUUCUCAUUUCACCUCCAACAGCAAAUUGUCUCCCAGGGACAUUAAAGAAGCUAUAAUCUUAAAA
Messenger RNA from Myotis myotis, 1707 nucleotides. RefSeq names its product hydroxymethylbilane synthase (gene HMBS). NCBI's taxonomy places the organism in Eukaryota, Metazoa, Chordata, Mammalia, Chiroptera, Vespertilionidae. Bases 248 to 1357 code for a protein of 369 amino acids. The record is from RefSeq and is a predicted model, not a curated record. Gene Ontology annotation, molecular function: hydroxymethylbilane synthase activity. Gene Ontology annotation, biological process: heme biosynthetic process. The transcript is spliced from 14 exons. Gene Ontology annotation, cellular component: cytoplasm.